AUGUUGACCUACCCUCCGGCACGCCGUGCUCUCAUUGUGGGUUGUGGACUCCAGAUGUUCCAGCAGCUUUCUGGCAUCAACACGGUCAUGUACUACAGCGCCACCAUUCUGCAGAUGUCUGGAGUACGUGAUGACAAGUUGGCCAUCUGGCUAGUGACUGUAACAGCGUUCACAAAUUUUCUGUUUACUUUGCUGGGCGUUUGGUUGGUUGAAAGGGUGGGCAGACGCAGACUUACGUUGGGAAGCAUCUUUGGUACUGUUUUGAGUCUGUGUAUCCUAUCGGUUGGCUUCCUCCUGUCAGCCCAGCAUUCUCCUCCUGUUACACUACAUCUGACGGACCCCACGACACCCAACUCCAGCUGCACAACACAUCUGUCAUGCGAGCCCUGUAUGUUGGACCCAAGCUGUGGUUACUGUUAUCAGGAAAACAGCACUGCUGUGUUUGCCUCCUCCUGUGUGCCCGUCAAUCCGGCCUCCACUGAGAGAGCAGCGUGGGGCAAGUGCUCCAACUCCACACAUAUGCCAGAUAGUGGUAUAUGGGCUUAUAAUUUUUGCCCAACAUCUUAUUCAUGGGUUGUGCUCCUGGGACUGGUGCUCUAUCUCGCAUGUUUUGCCCCAGGAAUGGGACCGAUGCCAUGGACAGUUAAUUCUGAAAUCUACCCUCUUUGGGCCAGAAGCACAGGCAAUGCUUGUUCGGCCGGAGUGAACUGGACCUUCAAUGUGCUGGUGUCUCUAACGUUCCUUCACAUGGCCCAGUACCUGACUUACUAUGGUGUAUUUUUCCUGUAUUCCACUUUGGCUCUAACUGGUUUCUUUUUCAUUUAUGGCUGCCUGCCCGAGACUAAGGGACGGCGGCUAGAAGAGAUUGAGUCCUUGUUUGAAAACCGGCUUUGCUCAUGCGGGAUCUCGGAUUCUGAUGAGGAUCGGCAGGUGGAAUACAUCCGGGUGAAAGGGUCAAACUACCAUCUAUCAGACAACGACGCAUCAGAUGUCGAAUAACUCAUGUGAAACCUCUAGGUUGGUAAACAGGAAUGAGAAGGUUUCGAUUGAGCCUCAUUCAACCCUGACGUCAGGUCUGCCCACUGUAUCGGUCAGGUUGAGCCUCUCAAGAACAGGGUUGUAGAGCACACACAAACAAACACGCAGUGCCAAGUCAGCUUUUAUAAUAUCGUCAGUAUGUUUUUGCGUCACAGUACAUGCAGAUCUACUGGCUCUUUUCUCCACUGUCGGAUGAAUAUCCUCUGCUUAUUUAUGUAAAAUGAGAUGUUAGCUGUAAAUUCAAUAAUAUGUAUGCAGAAGGAUAUAAUUUUUUUCUUAAUGUCAUGUCUAAGUGCGAACUCAAUGCAAAUUUUAUAUUAGAAAAUAACACUUAUGCACACAAAGAAAAAUAUAAGCUACACUACCAGUCAAAAGUUUGGACGCACCUACUCAUUGUUUAAUAGUAUUUUUCACAGUGAAGUCAUUAAAAUAUGAAAUAUCAUUAAUGGAAUUAUGUAGAGAUCAAAAAUAUUUAACAAAUUAAUUUUUCUAUAUAUUUCUAAUAGCAACCCAUUGCCGAUAUUACAGCUUUGCACGCUUUUGGCAUUCAAGUGUGUCUACAUUUUUUAUUAGUAGUCUACAAGUAAUCCCAACCAACUGCUUUAAGUGAUUUGAAGUAACUCCGUAAAUAUGAACAAAAAUCAAACACAAGUGAAUAAACGUCAUUUUCAUGUCCCUCUGGCCUACUCAUUAAAAUCUUUUAAGGCUUUGAAAAAGUGUAGCAAAUCACAUUGCUUGUUUGUAAUAUGCGAUCACUGUCUAGUUUUUGAAGUACAGUAGUUUAUUUUGUAAUUUGAACCUUCAUGUUUGUAGGAUUAAAGAUUAUUGACACAAAAUGUCAUAUAUAGCUUUCUGCAGUUCCCUGUGAUAGUGUAGUGUGGCCUUAUAAAAUAUUUCCCAAUUUUUACUUAAGUUUUGACAGUUUACAUCAUUACUGUGUGGUUAAGACUCAUUUCUUUUAAAAUUUUGGUCACACUUUA
This is a messenger RNA of Sinocyclocheilus rhinocerous, 2018 nucleotides long. RefSeq names its product proton myo-inositol cotransporter-like. The coding region runs from base 1 to 999 and encodes 332 amino acids. The record is from RefSeq and is a predicted model, not a curated record. Lineage: Eukaryota; Metazoa; Chordata; Actinopteri; Cypriniformes; Cyprinidae. Gene Ontology annotation, molecular function: myo-inositol:proton symporter activity. The transcript has 7 exons. Gene Ontology annotation, biological process: myo-inositol transport; transmembrane transport. Gene Ontology annotation, cellular component: apical plasma membrane.